This is a messenger RNA of Numida meleagris (helmeted guineafowl), 282 nucleotides long. Its product is annotated as E3 ubiquitin-protein ligase RNF125-like. NCBI's taxonomy places the organism in Eukaryota, Metazoa, Chordata, Aves, Galliformes, Numididae. The record is from RefSeq and is a predicted model, not a curated record. The transcript is spliced from 3 exons.
AUGACUGCUGGUGCUGAUUUGAGUGACUGGCAAAUGACCUCGAAUAAUAUGUGGUCUUGAUCUUACUGCCAUGCUUAUUGUCUUUCUGAAAGAAUUCCAGCUGCUGAUGUUGCCAAGAGAAUGACAAAGAUACAUGAAAAUUGCACAGAAUGUGGAGCACAGGUUUGCAACCUUGAUCACCUAUGUCUGAGUGAAAUGAGAGUUCAUUUGAGAACUUGUGAACAGUGUAUAGGAAAAUAUGGACCUGUAUAGGAGCUUAGAAAUGCUAUACCAAGAUUAUGA